AAAAGAUGUAAUAGGCGGUAGAGAAGUAUGUAACGUGGAGGAGUCGGUGAUAACUCAAAGCAAAGAGGAGAGGCGACGAUUUUACCAAUGAGAGCACACCACAGAGUCAUCAUCAUCCCUUUGAAUUGAAAUAUCAUUUUCAAUGUCUCCCUCUUCUUCUUUCACCUCCCUUGUAUUUGCUAGGAAAGUGCUAGGGACUAUUAUAACAGAUAUUGCUCUUUGUCCGAGUCCAACAACUCAAAGCUGGAACUUAUCAACAAAAGGAGGACAACUCGUAGCGUUUAAGGGCGGUGCAAGGUUCAUCCAAACAUCUUGUCGAAUCUCUGCACCUGGAACAUUCCCAGUAAAUGAUGGAAAACCACAGUUGAGGGAUAAGAAGGUAGUUCCUGAUGCAGAUCCUCCUAGUACCAAAGAUGUCAACCUUUUGUAUCAAUUUUUUGAAAAAAGUACCAAGCUCGUGGUAUUGACUGGAGCUGGAAUCAGUACAGAAUGUGGCAUCCCUGACUAUAGAAGCCCUAAUGGUGCUUAUAGUUCUGGUUUCAGACCAAUAACCCACCAGGAGUUUCUUCGUUCAACCCGAGCCAGGAGGAGAUAUUGGGCUAGGAGCUAUGCUGGGUGGAGGCAAUUUACUGCAGCACAGCCAUCUGCUGCUCAUUGUGCUUUGGCAGCUUUCGAGAAUGCCGGCCGAGUUGAUUUUAUGGUUACCCAAAAUGUUGAUAGGCUGCAUCAUCGAGCUGGUAGCAACCCAUUAGAAUUACAUGGGACUGUAUAUAAUGUAAUUUGUAUAAAUUGUGGAUAUUCCCUUUGCCGAAGCUUAUUUCAGGACCAGUUGAAGUCCCUUAAUCCAAAGUGGGCAGAAGCAAUUGAAAAUUUGGACCAUGGAAAUGCUGGGUCAGACAAAAGCUUUGGAAUGAAACAAAGACCUGAUGGUGAUAUUGAGAUUGACGAAAAAUUUUGGGAGGAGGAUUUUGCCAUUCCAACCUGCCAGAAGUGCAACGGCGUUCUCAAACCUGAUGUUGUCUUCUUCGGUGAUAAUGUUCCUAAGGAAAGAGCCGAUAUGGCAAUGGAAGCAUCUAGAAGUUGUGAUGCUUUUCUUGUACUAGGGUCGUCUGUGAUGACCAUGUCUGCUUUUCGACUUGUCAGGGCAGCUCAUGAGGCUGGUGCAGCUACUGCAAUUGUCAAUGUAGGUGUGACACGUGCUGAUGAUUUUGUGCCCUUGAAAAUCAAUGCACGAUUGGGUGAGAUAUUGCCAAGAGUACUUGACAUGGGAUCCAUCAGCGUACCUUCUGUGUAAUGAUAAUAGAUGUACAAAUUGUAUUUGAACCCUGUGUGUUGUUUGUAGUGUAGGAAUGUCAUUUUCCGACCAUAAUCACCUUCAAAUGAGAAUGCCAGCGUGUAGGUAGGAAUGUCAACUUCAAUAUUCAUGAGCUUUCAGAGUCUGGAGAAACAUGCUAAGCUUUCAGAAAUAAUAUCUGCAAGAGAUUAUGCUUGUUGGUGCUGUUUUCAUUAAAUAGCUUCAAGUCAAUUGAUUUUUAGUUAUCACAUUGUCACCGGUGACCUGAAAAGUUACUUUAAAUUCAGUUACUUGUAUGUUAUCUUAUUACGUGUCUCCCUUGUAACUGACUGAAGAAUUUAGUUCACAUGGAAAUAAAGUAAUUGAUAUUCA
Molecule: messenger RNA, 1666 nt
Organism: Medicago truncatula (barrel medic)
Lineage: Eukaryota; Viridiplantae; Streptophyta; Magnoliopsida; Fabales; Fabaceae
Product: NAD-dependent protein deacylase SRT2
Exons: 11
Coding region: 143-1294 (383 amino acids)
Molecular function (GO): NAD+ binding; histone deacetylase activity, NAD-dependent
Source: RefSeq, a predicted model, not a curated record